AUUGUAGAUGUCCAAAAUUGGCUGAGAAGUUUAAGAUUACACAAGUACAGUCAUGCUUUUGAUGGCAUGCAGUGGCAGCAAGUCGUUCGGAUGACGGACGAAGACAUGCUUCAGGCUGGUGUCAGCACUCUGGGCGCUAGACGCAAGCUUUUGAAAGUAUUCGAA
Molecule: messenger RNA, 165 nt
Organism: Zychaea mexicana
Lineage: Eukaryota; Fungi; Mucoromycota; Mucoromycetes; Mucorales; Lichtheimiaceae
Exons: 1
Biological process (GO): nuclear-transcribed mRNA poly(A) tail shortening
Cellular component (GO): P-body
Molecular function (GO): mRNA binding; translation repressor activity; protein binding
Source: RefSeq, a predicted model, not a curated record